AUUAAAAAUUAAAAUAUAUGGUAGGUUUCACACAUUCUAAGUAAACUAACAGCUUACAUACAGCGGGAAUAGGGUUGGAAUUUGAAAUAAUUUAAUGAAGAUUUAAUUACGCAGUUUUAAAGAAAUCUUAAUAGAUAACAGAUGAUAUUUGUUCACGAAGACAUUGGUUUGACUGAGAGGUCGCUUUGUCAUGAUAUUGUGCUGCUACAGUAUGUACAGUGUACAGUCUACUGCUUGUGUGACGAGCUAUGGAGGACACUCAGUAUUUUUUGUUAGGCCACUAUCAUAUUUCACCCCCUCCCCCCAUUUGACCGGGUUUAUUAACUAUAGAGCACGGUACAUUUUCAAAAGUUAAUAUUCAUAUGAGAUAUAAAAUAUGAAAAAGUAAUACAUUGUACUUGGUAAAGUAGUUUGAGCGUCAUCAUUUUUCUGUAAACAACAAAGACAUGCUUUUUGUGUGUAUUGUUUUAAUAAAAUGUUCAGAUUUAGUGUCAAAUUUGAAUAUCUUCGUAAUUUCUUGAUGAUGGCGAACCUUAAGCUGGUGCAGUACACUUCGAUGUUGUGGCGUACCAUUCAUCGAAAUAAAGAAUAAAUUGAGUACAAUUUUAUAAACACAUGUAAUUUUUUUUAAAGUCAUCAGGAAACAGCGAGCACAAUGGGUUAGAAGGCUCACUACUUUUAUGUACAUGCAAGUCCUGAGUUCGAAUCCCGCUGGGGAUUUUAAAAAUUUGAAAAUUUUAAUCCGAUGAAAGUAUUUUAAGUACAUGUGUAAUGUAAUUUAAUUCACAUUGAUAUCGACAGAUGUCCCAUACCACCUUAACUUCAAUCCAUGUUUAAGUGUAACAACCAUCGUGACUUUGUGGUCUUACAAUUGAGCUACAUGCACUUUCUUAAGCUUAUAAUCAGAUUUAAUUUUAAGAAGGAGUUUGAUAUUCUCUUUCACUCGUCGGUAAUACUAGUAUUCUUUUCAUCUGCUAUGUUUCUUUUACGUAACUAAAAUUGUUGUUUGACUUUCAAUUAUAUUGUAUUCCAGGAUUGACUCAUUCCUAGUUGUUUUUAAUUGUUGUUUGAAACAGAACAUCACAUAAUAAUUGGAUCAGCGGUUAAGUGUUGUAUCCGGAAAUUCACUCACUUUCAAUACAACGAGAUGUAUUCAUUUGUGACAAGUUCUUAAGCAUUGAUUUCAUUCUAUUCCAAUUAAAAAACAACGCUUUUUUUCCAAAUCCAUUUUUAAAAUAUCAUUAUAUCAUACUCAAUUGGGUUAUGGGUUGCUGAAGUUAAAAGGUUGCUGCAUCCUAAACGUUUUCAAUAAUUCAUCCUCCGUUGAUUUUCGGUGACCAUUAUUUAUCUUAUGUAAAAAUAGUAAAGUUGGCACACUAAUGAUUGUAUAAAGCAAAUGACGUGAAUGUGUCGCGAUUAAUGUAUUUGACGAUUUUCCAUUUGAUCUCUUUUGGGGGAUUACUAGUAAAUUGGUUGAAUUUAAUGCGAAACAUUUAAACCUUCACACAUUUUUGUAGGUCUCAGGGCAAGAGUAUUUCAGAUUGGAAAUAGAAUUGGAAAAGUUAAAUACACAUGAAAACCUGUCACAAAUAUAUUUAGCCUUGUGAAAUUUAAAAAUAAAGAAAAUCUUAUUCCAACGAUGAAAUGCAUGUGUAGUUCCUGUUAUUUUCUUUUACUCACUGCUGGAUUGUCGUUUAUGAAUGUUCAGUGUGCAAGUUAUAGUGACGCUGAGCGACUUCUUGGGGAUUUAUUCCAGAAUUACUCAACGGACAUUAGACCAAAUCAAAAUCUGUCGGAAGCAACAAAGGUUUCUAUGCACCCACUUAUUUUUUCUUUGAACGAUUUUGACGAAGUUUCAGGGGUUAUAUCUAUUGUGUUUGGAAUCAUACUCGAUUGGCAUGACUUUCGUCUGACCUGGACGCCAAGUAAUUAUGGUGACAUUGAGAUGCUACCCAUUCCUAAGAAAAAGCUUUGGGUUCCAAGCGUGUUUUUGAUUAAUCCUGCGAAUAAGAUGGAAGCGUUAGGGAAUGAUGAUUAUUUAGGAAGAGUACAUUAUAGUGGCGCAGUGCAGUGGACACCUGGGGGUUUGUUCAAAAGUUUAUGUAAUGUAAACAUGUACAAAUUUCCGUUUGAUACACAGUCUUGUUUCUUUACUUUUGCUCUCUGGGGUUUUUUGCCAUCUGAAGCUGUUUUGAUGCCUGGAAAAAACAUAUCUACUAUCGAUACAACUUAUUAUUCUCCCAAUGCUCUAUGGAAACUAGAAAGCACUGAGAUGAAAUACUCCGAUAUAGUUACAACUGAAAGUAUAAUUGAACUCCGGAUCAAUCUGAAGAGAAGAGCUCUCUACUUUGUCAUCAAUAUGUUGGCGCCCAUCCUUCUCCUGUCCAUACUCAACCCUCUAGUUUUUGCCUUACCUGUUGAUAGCGGUGAGCGUGUGUCAUAUGCCAUCACAAUAUUUUUGUCAUUCGCCGUUUUCUUGACUCUAAUCAGCGAAAAUAUGCCAAAGACCUCAGAGCCAAUGUCUAUAUUGUCCUAUUUUUUGGUUGUGACAAUGACUAUGAGUACGUUGAUAUGCAUCCUCACAAUUGUCACCAUGCGAUUCCACUAUAGAGACUCUAACUUAAAAGUGUCGAAAACAGCUGCAACUGUUCUGAAGAUUUUGCAACUCAAAUUUCUUUGUAUUCCAUGUAACAUGGAUAAAAGGAAAUCGCAGGUUCGAGUUGCUUCCAAAUUAGAUGAUGGAUUUGUACAAAAUGUAAAGGACGGGAAAGUCGAGCCAGUUACAGUUGAGCCGGUAGAGGAAGAUACGUGGAAGGGAGUAGCGGAGCAAUACGACCGAGUCUUGAUGUACUAUUUCUUUUUUAUUGUCUUUUUCCAAUGGAUCAUGCUUUUAAUUGUCCUAUCCAUAUAAAAUUAGUUUACAUGUAUUAAAUCAUUCUAAUGAUGAAAUGACGUUUUCUGUACCGGAAAAGGAGAACUGCUUUGCAUGUAUGAAUGCCAUAUAUUGACUUAUCAAAAUGUAGAAAAUAUUAAAACAAUGGAGAUUGUUUUGUUUAAUUUAUUUAUUUUAAUGAAUUAAUGAAGAUAUGAUACUCUAAUAUUGCAUAAUGGAUAAGUAUAUAUAUCUGAAAUAGAGUUUCGAUGCCCUCAAACUCUACAGAGAUUCAGAUCAGAUGAUAUCCUUAUAACUUCCCUGUAUUACUAAGCUGCUUCUAAAAGAACAAUCUUAAACUUAAUGUUUUCGAUUAAUCAAACAGGCUUUAUCAAUGUACCGUGAUUAUUCACUUUUCAGAAAACUUGAAGUCGGGUUGUCAGAUGCUUCCAUUGGCCCUAUGGUAAAGGCACUUGUGGAU
This is a messenger RNA of Magallana angulata, 3353 nucleotides long. Its product is annotated as acetylcholine receptor subunit alpha-1-B-like. Gene Ontology annotation, molecular function: extracellular ligand-gated monoatomic ion channel activity; transmembrane signaling receptor activity; neurotransmitter receptor activity. The coding region runs from base 1640 to 2911 and encodes 423 amino acids. The record is from RefSeq and is a predicted model, not a curated record. Gene Ontology annotation, cellular component: neuron projection; synapse; membrane. Gene Ontology annotation, biological process: regulation of membrane potential; nervous system process; signal transduction. The transcript has a single exon. NCBI's taxonomy places the organism in Eukaryota, Metazoa, Mollusca, Bivalvia, Ostreida, Ostreidae.